GAACGCAUGCGCAGUGGUAAAAGCGGCACAAACGGGCAUCCGGACGACAGAAGAGUCAAAAACAAUGAGUGCCCGCCGGCGGACUCUGAACGCAGAGAGCGCCACAUGGAGGCGGUGCUGAAGAACCUGGCGAGCGCGGCGGAGCUGCUGGCCGCGGCGGCGCACAGCGGUGUGGUGGAGCAGUGGGACAAACAGACUCUGUCCAGAGCUUUUCACUGGGCCCGCUACUGCGAACACCUCUUCUCCAGGUUCCACAGUAAUCCCACGAUGAGGGGGGUUAUGGAGAAGCAGCUGCAGCUCACAAAUCAAAGUUUGGGAGCUGCCUUCCCUGAAUACACCGAGGUCUCCUUCUCGGACCUGUCCCGGUGUCAGCACCUGUUGCUUGUUGGGCUGUUGAACAACCCUGAGCUGCCCGUCUCCAUCAUGAAGACACUGUUUGACACUUGGAGUCCUGCAAACACCAAGCAGAGCGAGUACCAGGAUGUCACCGGCUUCUGCAACCACAUCAUUCAGUGCAAAUCUGCAUGUAAAGUCCUGAGUCCUUUCACAGACGUGUCAGCGGUCGGUGCUGAUGCUGAGGUUCAGGGGGUGAUGUUGAUGGAGAGGCUUGGUGCUCUGCUGAGCCGGGGCGGUGAAGCCUGCCGGGCGGAGCACUUUUUAGACUCUGUCCUCCAGGGAUGUGAAGGAGCGGCAGAACAUUUCUGUCUGGUCAUCGCUGCAGCUCUGCUGACAACGAAGAACCCGGCUGCACAAACUGCUUCACAGGGUUUUCUGUUGGACUGGCUGCGUAGAAAACACAGUGUGCUUCAGCUCAUGUGUUCUGCACUGCCCACUGCACUUCUGAUAGACCUGGCCAAAGAACACCUGGAAUUUAGAGACGCGUACUGCGAUGUGCUGAAAAAGUGGGCCUCUGAUAUGGAGUACAGUAUGAGGGAAGGUGAAUGGGUUCAGACCAGCACAAAGCGAACGGUGUCCUUCCAGAAACUGACUGAGUGCUUUCUGGCCUUGUUUGAGGCCUGUCCCCCUCUGAGGGAGGAUGUAGAAAGAGAGCUAAAUGCUUUGAACAUUGCUGAUGGAGACUUUGAUGUCAGAGGUUUGAGUGUGUGGGGAGACCUCCUGUCAGCAUUCAACAACUGACUGUCAGUCUUUGGAGUUCUUUAGUGCUGAAGGAGAUAGACUAAAUAUAGCCGGAUGUAUCUUGGUGCAAUGUUUGAAUAAGGCUGGGUAUUAAACAUCUUUACUUUUUUCAUACCAAA
This is a messenger RNA of Morone saxatilis (striped sea-bass), 1256 nucleotides long. RefSeq names its product FA complementation group F (gene fancf). The transcript has 2 exons. The record is from RefSeq and is a predicted model, not a curated record. NCBI's taxonomy places the organism in Eukaryota, Metazoa, Chordata, Actinopteri, Moronidae. Gene Ontology annotation, cellular component: Fanconi anaemia nuclear complex. Gene Ontology annotation, biological process: interstrand cross-link repair. The coding region runs from base 7 to 1137 and encodes 376 amino acids.